CGGGGCGGGUCGGCGCCUUUGUGUGAGCCGGGCCGGGAUGGUGCGGGGCGCCGGGCGGAGCCCCUUGCCCUGCCAAUUCCUGCUCCCGCCGCGGAUGAGAGCGUGAAGGCCGAGCUGACGAGCAGAAAGGGCUCCUGAAGCAGCUGCUAAGAUGGGCAUGAGGAUCAAGCUGCACAGCACCAACCACCCCAACAACCUGCUGAAGGAACUCAACAAGUGCCGCCUCUCCGAGACCAUGUGCGACGUCACCAUCCUGGUGGGCUCCCGCUCCUUCGCUGCCCACAAGGCCGUGCUGGCCUGUGCUGCUGGCUACUUCCAGAACCUCUUCCUCAACACGGGGCUGGACGCUGCCAGGACCUACGUGGUGGAUUUCAUCACGCCGGCCAACUUUGAGAAGAUCCUGAGCUUUGUGUACACCUCGGAGCUCUUCACCGACCUCAUCAACGUGGGGGUGAUCUACGAGGUGGCGGAGAGGUUGGGCAUGGAGGAUCUGCUGCAGGCUUGUCACUCCACCUUCCCUGACCUGGAGAGCUCGGCCAUCACCAAGCAGCCUGCUCUGUCAGUGGGGGAAGGCAGGGCUGGGGUGCUGGGCAGCACCUCCUCGGAGCAGAGCCACCCUUUGGGGGACAUCCGGGGUGGUGUGGAGCAUUUUGGCCCCGAGAGGAGUUAUCUCCUGCACGGGGACGUGGUGGGAAGCUACAAAGAGGAUGAGAGGAGUGCUGUGGGUGAGGCCAGCCAGGCUCUUCCCCUGAUGCACCCACAGCAGCCUCCCAAGACAGAGCAGGAGUCUGAUGCAGGACAAUUCACUCCAGUCGCGGGUCUGGGGGCUCAGCCUGGUGGGAAUGCCAUGGCACAAACCACUGGCAGCUCCUGCCCUCAGUUCAAGGCCCAGAGCAAUGGUGACUACAGCAAGGGUGGCUUCUUCCCCACUGACCCCUCCCUGGAUGUCUCCACGGGGAGCAAUUCCUGCCCCAGCAACAGCGACCACUCCAAAGAGCAGGGAUUCGAGCAGAUGGAUGAGCUCCAGCUGGAGGAUUUGGGGGAGGCCGAGCUGCAUUUUGAGGAUGCUGGAGAAGAGCUGGUGCCAUCUGAGGAGGUGAUUGAGCUCAGUGAUGACAGCGAGGAGGAGCUGGCCUUUGAGAGCGACAGCCGGGACAGCAAGGCCAUGCCCUGCCAGGUGUGCAAGAAGGUUCUGGAACCCAACAUCCAGCUGAUCCGCCAGCACGCCAGGGACCACGUGGACCUGCUCACGGGGAACUGCAAGGUGUGCGAGACCCACUUCCAGGACCGUAACUCCAGGGUGACCCACGUGCUGUCCCACAUUGGCAUCUUCCUCUUCUCCUGUGACAUGUGCGAGACCAAGUUCUUCACCCAGUGGCAGCUGACGCUGCACCGGCGGGACGGGGUCUUCGACAACAACGUCAUCGUCCACCCCAGUGACCCCCUCCCGGGGAAAGUGGCUGUUUUUGGGGGAGGGCCCGGCCCUGAGCUGGCCUGUGCUGCCUGUGGGAAGCCCUUGGCCAAAGAUUUCCACACGGUGCGGAACCACCUGCUGGAGCACGUGAACCUGAAGAGCCAAACGUGCGGCGUGUGCGACCAGCGGCACCUGAGCCUCUGCAGCCUGCUGUGGCACGCCCUGUCCCACCUGGGCAUCUCUGUCUUCUCCUGCUCAGUGUGUGCCAGCAGCUUUGUGGACAGGCAGCUCCUGGAGAAGCACCUGGCCGUGCACCAGCACGUGGAGGAGGCUCUUUUCCAGUGCCACUUCUGCAGCCAGAGCUUCAAGCUGGAAGCCGCUUACCGCUACCACGUCAGCCAGCACAAGUGUGGGGGCAGCCUGGACAUCAGGGCAGGGUUUGGGGAGCGCCUGCAGCCGCAGGGGCUGCCCAAGAGGAAGCUGCCCGAGGAGUUUUUGAGCGAGGAUCUGGCUCUGCAGAGCCAGCCGGGGAACAGCAAGUACAGCUGCAAGGUUUGUGGCAAGAGGUUUGCCCACACCAGCGAGUUCAACUACCACCGGCGCAUCCACACCGGGGAGAAGCCCUACCAGUGCAAGGUGUGCCACAAGUUCUUCCGAGGGCGUUCCACCAUCAAGUGUCACCUGAGGACACACUCGGGGGCCCUGAUGUAUCGCUGCACGGUGUGUGGCCACUACAGCUCCACGCUCAACCUGAUGAGCAAGCACAUAGGGGUGCACAAGGGCAGCCUCCCGCCCGACUUCACCAUCGAGCAGACUUUCAUGUACAUCAUCCAUUCCAAAGAGGCUGAGAAAAACACGGAUAGCUGAUGGGGAAGAAGAGAUGGAGGAGGAAAAAGGAAAGGAAAGGAAAAAAAAAAAAAGCAAGUUGUUUCGUUUUAUUUAAUGGUCAGGCAUCAUGGAUGGAAUUUUGGUUUUGGUUUGAUUUUAUUUUUUUUUUUUAAUUAUUAUUUUUGGGCCUUCCUAGGGCUUUUUAGAUUGGUGGAGUUGUACAAAUUAACAGCACGUGAGGUACAUCACUGUUUCAAGGAGUCUGUCGUGUUUACUUACCUCUGGUCCUGUUAGAGGCCAUCUGUGCUAUUAGCAUUUCUCACUAGUUUUUGCGCCUAGAUUCUAUUUUUUUUUUUAAACCUUUUAGCCCACUUGACCAGGCUAAGCUUGUCCACAAACUGAUGCUGCUAAGAUUUUCACACCUGACCUCAGUGGAGAGGGACAAGAGCCAGAGCAGGCGCUGGACUCGAAAGGAAAGGAACAAAAGAGAAAGAAAAAGAGGAAAAAAAAAAAAAAAAAAAAGGAAAGGAAAAAAGACAUUCUGGGCAUCCGUGGUGCUCUGCUGCUACUGCCAGGAGAGGAGCAAAGUGUGCUCUGGGGAGAGGAGCAGGAAGCACCUGAGUGUGUAAACAAGGAGGGAUCCCAGCAGGGAUCAAGGAGCAGGAGAUUCACAAACAAGGAGGGAUCAGGAGCAGGGAAUUCACAAACAAGGAGGGAUCAGGAGCAGGGAAUUCACAAAGAAGGAGGGAUCAGGAGCAGGGAAUCCACACAUUCCCACGUUUGCUCUGCUGUGCCCUGAGACCUUGGAGAGGAGGAGCUGAAGGAGCCCCAGGACCUCCGUGCAGAGGUAGAGGUGGCUGUGCGAGCACGGAGAUCUCCUGCAGGAUUGGAGAGGGAGGGGAGGAAUCUCCCUGCUCCUUUUCGGGGUGAUUUGUGGUGGCCACAGAGAGCCAGGACUGUCCUGGCAGUGCCCUGGGCAGGUGAGUCAGGAUGAAGCUGUUGCCUUAACUCCCUGGAAGGAGGAGGAGGAGGAGGAGGAGGAGGGAGGACCCUUCUCCUCCCACACCCUGGACAAACCUGUGUUCCUGUGGCAAACCCGCGUGCUUGGAGUGAUGUGAGUUUGUUUGUUCGUGGAGUGGGAGCCACGGCGAUGGCUGGGCACUUCUGGGGGGGGGCUUCCCUGGGUUUGGGGGGCUCCCCUGGGCAUGGAGGGGCUCUUCUGGGUGUGAGGAGCUCUCCUAGGUGUGGAGGGGCUCCCCUGGGUGUUGGGGGACAUGGAGGGGCUCUCCUGGGCGUGGGAGGCUCUCCUGGCCUGUGGAGAUGCUCCCCUGGGUAUGAAGGGGCUCCCCUGGGUGUGGGGGGCUCUGCUGGGCGUGGAGUGGGCAUGGAGGGGCUCUCCUGGGUUUGAGGAGCUCUCCUGGGCAUGGAGAGGCUCCCCUGGGUGUGCAGAGGCUCCCCUGGGCAUGGAGGGGCUUCUCUGGGCAUGGAGGGGCUCUCCUGGGUUUGGAGGUCUCUCUUGGGCAUGGAGGGGCUCUCCUGGCCAUGGAGGGGCUCCCCUGGCUGUGGAGGGGCUCCCCUGGACAUGGAGGGGCUCUCCUGGGUGUGGGGGGCUCUGCUGGGCAUGGGGGGGUCUCUCUUGGCCCUGUGUCAGGUCCACCUCAGCAUGGGGGUCUCUCCUGCCCACUCCUGGGAUCUCUCCUGAGGUCUGUCCUGCCCAUUCCUGGGGGUCUCUCCUGCCCAUUCCUGGGGGUCUCUCCUGCCCAUUCCUGGGGUCUCUCCUGCCCAUUCCUGGGGUCUCUCCUGCCCAUUCCUGGGGGUCUCUCCUGCCCAUUCCUUGGUGUUUCCUGGCCAUUCCUGGGGGUCUCUCCUGCCCAUUCCUGGGGUCACUCCUGGGGUCUCUCCUGGCCACCCCAGCGAGGUGCCAGCAGUGUUAACGCAGGGAAGGGCAUGGCUUGGCUUCUCCCUGUUGUUUUCCAGCUUUUUUUUUUGUGGGGGGCAGAGGUGGGGAAGGAGCAAACAGAUCUUUCCAAGCUGGGAUUGCCCUCGGGUAACUCAAUUCUACCUCACAAACAAAGAAGUGCUCGGGGCUUUUUCCAGCCUGGAUCAGCUCCUGCGCUUCUGUCGAGUUUUGCUGUUACAAAACUAAAACUAAAAAAAAAACUAAAAAAACUAAACUAAGCUAGUGAUUUGCAAACCCUGGAAACUCACCCUGCUGUGAAGGGACACAGGGAAGGGACAGACACCCAGGAAGGGCCAUCUCAGAGAGAGCUCAGAGCACGCCAGGGUUUCUCUCUCCCAGCUCCACCGUGGCCUUGGGCAAGUCACUUCACCUCUUUUGCCUCAGUUUCCUCAUCUGUAAAAUGAGGGUGGUACCUCCCGUGGUACUGAGCUACCUCCAGGAGCAGGGGAGGGUGCCUGGAGCCUGGAUUUGGAGGGUGGGAAGGAGGUGCCAGAGCCAAAUUCAGCUCUGGGUUGCUGCAGCUCUUGAGUUUUGAGCUCCGGCCUCGCGGGCCUGGCGUCGCUGUGGGGCUGUGUUGAGGUUUUACAAGAGAAAUGGGGGAAUUUUGGGAGCGGUGUGGCGCCGUGGGCAGUGGUGGGGCUUUGCUGUGGGCGCCCCCGAGCUGCUCCCUGGGUUCCUGUCGUGGGAUUUUGGGGUGGGUGAGGCUGGGGGGGACCGUUGGGGGUCACCCAGACACCCCCUCAUGGCUGGGGACAAACUGGGGACAAACUGGGGACAGGGAUGGAUGGACACGACCUGCGCUGCUCUGGAGGUGGCUGUGGAGGCUGGGAGAGCCUUGAGACCCUCCUGGAACGUUCCAGAAGCCGUGCUGGGCUUCAGGGAGGGCCUGCUGAAAAAGCAGAAGCCUUUUUGUGCGCAUAAACCAAAAAGUGAAGAUUUUACACCCAAACAGGCACAGCCAGCCCUUGCUCCUGCCUGGAGGGGGAAAGCAGGAAUCCCCCAUUGCUGCUGGUUCUGAUCCAGGGAAUUUUUUGGGUUAAAAACAGAUCAUUCCCACCUGGAACACCCCAAAUCCAGGGAAUUUCUUGGGUUAAAAACAGAUCAUUCCCACCUGGAACACCCCAAAUCCAGGGAAUUUUUUGGGUUAAAAACAGAUCAUUCUGGUUUUGGGGAGGAAAGCAGGAAUUGCCCCAUUGCUGCUGGUUCUGAUCCAGGGAAUUUCUGUUUCUUUGGGUCCAAACAGAUCAUUGCCACCUGGAACACCCCAAAUCCAGGGAAUUUUUUUGGCUAAAAACAGAUCAUUCCCACCUGGAACACCCCAAAUCCAGGGAAUUUCUUGGGUUAAAAACAGAUCAUUCCCACCUGGAACACCCCAAAUCCAGGGAAUUUCUUGGGUUAAAACCAGAUCAUUCUGGUUUUGGUGGGGAAAGCAGGAAUCCCCCAUUGCUGCUGGUUCUGAUCCAGGGAAUUUCUGUUUUUUUGGGUUAUAAACAGAUCAUUGCCACCUGGAACACCCCAAAUCCAGGGAAUUUCUUGGGUUAAAGCCAGAUCAUUCUGUUUUUUGGGGGGAAAGCUGGAAUCCCCCAUUGCUGCUGGUUCUGAUCCAGGGAAUUUCUGGAUUU
Melospiza melodia melodia is the source of this 5824-nucleotide messenger RNA. It is a transcript of the gene ZBTB39, whose product is annotated as zinc finger and BTB domain containing 39. The record is from RefSeq and is a predicted model, not a curated record. Lineage: Eukaryota; Metazoa; Chordata; Aves; Passeriformes; Passerellidae. Bases 152 to 2281 code for a protein of 709 amino acids. Gene Ontology annotation, biological process: regulation of transcription by RNA polymerase II. Gene Ontology annotation, molecular function: protein binding; DNA-binding transcription factor activity, RNA polymerase II-specific. Gene Ontology annotation, cellular component: nucleus. The transcript has 2 exons.